Pteropus alecto (black flying fox) is the source of this 2216-nucleotide messenger RNA. It is a transcript of the gene COL9A3, whose product is annotated as collagen type IX alpha 3 chain. The transcript is spliced from 27 exons. NCBI's taxonomy places the organism in Eukaryota, Metazoa, Chordata, Mammalia, Chiroptera, Pteropodidae. The record is from RefSeq and is a predicted model, not a curated record. The annotation marks the transcript as partial.
CACCUCGCCUUCCUUCGGCAGGGAAGUCUGGGACCCCCUGGACCACCCGGGCUGGGGGGCAAAGGCCUCCCUGGACCCCCCGGAGAGGCAGGAGUGAGCGGGCUCCCAGGUGGACUCGGCCUCCGGGGUCCCCCGGGACCCUCUGGACUCCCAGGCCUGCCCGGCCCCCCAGGACCUCCUGGACCCCCUGGUCACCCAGGGGUCGUCCCCGAAGGUGCCACUGACCUUCAGUGCCCGGCCAUCUGCCCGCCCGGCCCCCCUGGGCCCCCAGGAAAAAAAAAAGGAAUGCCUGGCUUUCAGGGACCCACCGGCUACAAAGGGGAGCAAGGAGAAGUCGGCAAAGACGGCGAGAAGGGCGACCCCGGCCCCCCUGGGCCCGCUGGCGUCCCGGGCACUGUGGGGCUGCAGGGCCCUCGAGGGCUCCGAGGACUGCAAGGGCCACUUGGGCCCCCGGGGGACCGGGGUCCCAUCGGGUUCCAAGGGCCCCCCGGGAUCCCAGGAGCCCCUGGGAAAGCGGGUGACAGAGGUGAACGGGGCCCAGAGGGGUUCCGAGGCCCCAAGGGUGACCUCGGCAGACCUGGUCCCAAGGGGCUCCCUGGAGUGGCCGGGCCUGGAGGGGAGCCGGGCAUGCCAGGCAGGGACGGCAAGGACGGCGUGCCAGGACUCGAUGGCGAGAAGGGUGACGCUGGUCGCAACGGUGCCCCAGGAGAGAAGGGUCCCAACGGGCUGCCGGGUCUCCCAGGACGAGCAGGGUCCAAGGGCGAGAAGGGAGAACUGGGCAGAGCCGGAGAGCUGGGCGAGGCCGGCCCCUCGGGAGAGCCCGGUGUCCCCGGAGACGUCGGUGUGCCUGGCGAGCGUGGCGAGGCUGGCCACAGGGGCUCAGCGGGGGCUCUGGGCCCACAAGGCCCCCCCGGGGUCCCUGGUGUCCGAGGAUUCCAGGGCCAGAAGGGCAGCAUGGGGGACCCGGGCCUGCCAGGCCCCCAGGGCCUCCGAGGCGGCGUAGGUGACCGGGGCCCGGGAGGAGCCGCAGGCCCUAAGGGAGACCAGGGUAUUGCGGGUUCCGAUGGCCUUCCUGGGGACAAAGGCGAACUGGGUCCCGGUGGCCCUGUCGGACCCAAAGGAGAGUCCGGCAGCCGAGGGGAGCUGGGCCCGAAAGGCAUCCAGGGUCCCAACGGCACCAGCGGCGUGGAGGGCAUGCCCGGGCCCCCUGGGCCCGUGGGCCUCCAGGGCGUGCAAGGCGUGCCUGGCAUCACCGGGAAACCCGGAGUCCCGGGGAAAGAAGCCAGUGAGCAGCGCAUCAGGGAGCUGUGCGGGGGGCUGGUCAGUGAGCAAAUCGCACAGUUAGCUGCUCACCUGCGGAAGCCUCUGGCGCCGGGCUCCAUCGGUCGGCCCGGACCAGCCGGCCCCCCCGGCCCCCCGGGGCCCCCCGGCUCCAUUGGUCACCCCGGCGCUCGAGGGCCCCCUGGAUACCGUGGCCCCACCGGAGAGCUGGGAGACCCCGGACCCAGAGGAAGCCCUGGGGACAGAGGAGACAAAGGCUCGGCCGGCGUGGGCCUGGACGGGCCCGACGGAGACCAGGGCCUCCAAGGACCACAGGGCGUGCCUGGCGUUGGCAAAGACGGCCGAGACGGGGCCCACGGCGAGCCCGGGCUGCCGGGCGACCCUGGCCUUCCUGGCGCCGUCGGUGCUCAGGGGACCCCCGGCAUCUGUGACACCUCAGCCUGCCAAGGAGCCAUGAUGGGUGGAGGCGGGGAAAAGUCGGGGGCUCGAAGCUCCUAGAACGCAACUUAAGGAAGUGACAAGGUGACGCCGAUCUAAGCAGUGGGCUCUGGAGGGACAGCCCAGGGGUCAGCAACGUUCUGUUGUCGAGAGGACGUCCCGCCACGUUGUCCACGGCAGCGACUGGACUCUCGGACCCUGAACGUGUCCUCCAUCGAGCUGCCGUGGAAGUGCCAUCUCCGUGUGUUGCUGGCGGUCCCCCAGCUGUGACCUCGCGCCUCUGACGCAGGCCCUCGCAGUGAGACUAAAGCCACCAUCUGAGACGGACGUGGGGCGCACACAGAGGUCCUGCGUCCCCACGAGACGAGAACCUCUCAGCAGCCUCCAGGUCGAUGCCUGGCCGCGUGUAACAAAAAAUAAAGACCACAGUCCCGCUCCCUCCCCACGAAGGUCUCGUCUGACUCACCUGCUCCUUUGGGCACAAACCCACCUGCCCC